This is a messenger RNA of Aspergillus terreus NIH2624, 7359 nucleotides long. RefSeq lists its product as uncharacterized. Gene Ontology annotation, biological process: fatty acid biosynthetic process; secondary metabolite biosynthetic process. The coding region runs from base 1 to 7359 and encodes 2452 amino acids. The record is from RefSeq and is a predicted model, not a curated record. Lineage: Eukaryota; Fungi; Ascomycota; Eurotiomycetes; Eurotiales; Aspergillaceae. Gene Ontology annotation, molecular function: oxidoreductase activity; fatty acid synthase activity; phosphopantetheine binding. The transcript has 5 exons.
AUGACACCAUUAGAUGCGCCCGGUGCGCCUGCUCCCAUAGCUGUGGUUGGCAUGGGCUGCAGGUUUGGCGGAGGCGCAACAGAUCCCCAGAAACUGUGGAAAUUGCUGGAGGAAGGAGGGAGCGCCUGGUCUAAGAUUCCUCCUUCACGAUUCAAUGUCGGCGGGGUCUACCACCCCAAUGGCCAGAGAGUAGGAUCGUGUAUGGACCCCCAGUACCGACUCAUACUUGAGGUCGUUUAUGAGGCUCUCGAAGCUGGUAUGUAUUAUAUUCCUUGGUUUCACACAUGGGUAUUAACUCUCCAUGGCUCCGCAGCGGGAAUUCCUCUCGAACAGGUCUCUGGCUCCAAGACUGGGGUCUUUGCAGGAACCAUGUAUCACGACUACCAAGGCUCCUUCCAGCGCCAACCAGAAGCUCUUCCACGGUAUUUCAUAACAGGAAAUGCUGGCACCAUGCUCGCGAAUCGCGUCUCCCACUUCUAUGACCUUCGUGGGCCCAGUGUGUCCAUCGACACUGCCUGUUCCACAACUUUAACAGCCUUGCAUCUUGCUAUUCAGAGCUUGCGAGCUGGUGAGUCUGAUAUGGCAAUUGUCGCUGGCGCGAACCUGCUACUUAAUCCUGACGUCUUUACUACCAUGUCCAACCUUGGCUUCCUUUCGCCCGAUGGGAUUUCCUACUCAUUUGAUUCGAGAGCGGAUGGCUAUGGUCGCGGAGAAGGAGUGGCUGCGAUCGUCUUGAAGACUCUGCCCCAUGCGGUGCGAGACGGAGACCCGAUCCGCCUCAUAGUGCGCGAAACGGCGAUAAACCAAGACGGCCGGACCCUGGCCAUCAGCACGCCGAGCGGCGAGGCACAAGAGCGCCUAAUCCGAGAUUGCUAUCAGAAGGCCCGGUUGGACCCAAAACAGACCUCGUACGUGGAGGCUCACGGGACGGGAACUGGAGCAGGAGAUCCGCUGGAGCUUGGAGUCAUCUCGGCCGCGUUUCCGAGACAGCAGAUACAGGUGGGCUCCGUGAAAGCCAAUAUCGGGCAUACAGAGGCUAUUCCACUGUCUAGCCAAUCAUGGAUACCAACCGAUGGUGUCUGUCGCGCAUCAAUAAACAACUUCGGUUUUGGAGGCGCAAAUGCUCAUGCAAUCGUGGAGCGGUAUGCCCCGUUUGCAGAAACAUCGAUGUGCUCACCUAAUGGCUAUCCUGGCAACUACGAUGGCCAUGUAGAAACGGAUCAAGCGCAUAUAUAUGUGUUGAGUGCCAAGGACGAGAACAGUUGCAUGCGAAUGGUUUCAAGGCUGUGCGAUUACGCUACCCACGCCAGAGAAGCCGACGAUUGGCAAUUGCUCGCGAAUAUGGCAUACACGCUUGGUUCUCGUCGCUCAAACUUCCGAUGGAAGGCAGUAUGUACGGCACACAACCUCACGAGUCUUGCCCAGAAUUUGGCGGGAGAUGGAAUGCGGCCAAGCAAGUCAGCCGAGCAAGUAAGACUGGGAUGGGUGUUCACGGGCCAGGGAGCGCAAUGGUUUGCAAUGGGUCAGGAACUCAGUCGCCCUGAAACGGAAAGUCGCGUUGAUCAGGCAGAAUUCAGUCUGCCAUUGUCUACGGCUCUUCAAAUUGCGCUUGUUCGUCUGCUCUGGUCGUGGAACAUCCAACCAGUAGCCGUCACUAGUCACUCCAGCGGAGAGGCAGCUGCAGCGUACGCUAUCGGGGCACUAACAGCCCGCUCGGCCAUUGGAAUAAGCUAUAUACGCGGUGCAUUGACAGCAAGAGACCGCCUGGCGUCGGUACAUAAGGGGGCCAUGUUGGCUGUCGGAUUGAGCCGCAGUGAAGUGGGUAUAUACAUCAGACAGGUUCCAUUACAGAGUGAAGAAUGCUUGGUGGUGGGGUGUAUCAACAGCCCGUCGAGUGUGACGGUCUCGGGAGAUUUGUCCGCCAUUGCCAAGUUGGAGGAAUUGCUCCAUGCUGAUCGUAUAUUCGCGAGACGGCUCAAAGUCACCCAAGCCUUUCACUCCAGCCACAUGAACUCGAUGACAGAUGCUUUCCGAGCCGGUCUUACAGAACUCUUCGGAGCAGACCCCAGUGAUGCAGCAAAUGCCAAUAAAGACGUGAUCUACGCUUCUCCCAGAACCGGGGACCGCAUGCACGACUUCAAUAGUCUUCGGGAUCCUAUGCACUGGGUCGAAUGCAUGCUUUACCCGGUUGAGUUCGAAUCAGCAUUCCGUCAAAUGUGCCUGGACGAAAACGACCACAUGCCAAAGGUCGAUAGGAUCAUUGAGAUUGGACCUCACGGGGCGCUUGGAGGCCCGAUCAAGCAGAUCAUGCAGCUUCCAGAGCUUGCCCCGUGUGACAUUCCUUAUCUGUCCUGUCUUUCUCGUGGGAAGAGCUCUCUGAGCACCCUUCGCCUUCUCGCAUCAGAACUUAUCCGGGCCGGAUUUCCUGUUGACUUGAAUGCGAUCAACUUUCCCCGCGGAUGUGAAGCAGCUCGGGUCCAAGUGUUGUCUGAUCUACCGCCCUAUCCUUGGAACCACGAGACCAGAUACUGGAAAGAGCCGCGCAUCAGUCAAUCUGCCCGGCAGCGGAAGGGCCCAGUCCACGAUCUGAUCGGAUUGCAAGAGCCGUUGAACCUGCCGUUGGCGCGGUCAUGGCACAAUGUGCUUCGAGUGUCAGAUUUGCCAUGGCUACGCGACCACGUCGUCGGCUCGCAUAUUGUUUUCCCUGGGGCUGGGUUCGUUUGUAUGGCAGUGAUAGGAAUCAGCACUCUUUGCUCAUCUGACCAUGAAUCUGCCGACUUCAGUUACAUCCUACGCGACGUGAACUUUGCGCAGGCCCUGAUUCUACCCGCGGACGGGGAAGAAGGAAUAGAUCUGCGCCUCACGAUUUGUGCACCCGAUCAGAGUCUGGGUUCACAAGACUGGCAAAGAUUCUUAGUCCAUUCGAUCACUGCUGACAAGAAUGACUGGACGGAACACUGUACGGGACUUGUUCGAGUAGAUAUGGACCAGCCUGCCUCCAGUUUGUCGAACCCACAACGGGCAGACCCACGGCCAUGGAGCCGUAAAACAGCGCCCCAGGACCUGUGGGACUCACUUCAUCGAGUGGGGAUUCGUCAUGGGCCCCUUUUUCAAAACAUUACGCGCAUUGAAAGUGACGGGCGAGAGUCAUGGUGUACAUUUGCCAUCGCGGAUACGGCCUCCGCAAUGCCACACGCCUACGAAUCCCAGCACAUUGUUCACCCAACCACGCUAGACUCUGCAAUUCAGGCAGCCUAUACUACUCUUCCAUUCGCUGGGAGCCGGAUCAAAUCUGCCAUGGUCCCCGCUCGCGUCGGCUGCAUGAAGAUUUCCUCCCGACUUGCAGAUUUGGAGGCCAGGGACAUGCUGCGCGCACAAGCGAAGAUGCACAGCCAAAGUCAUUGCGCGCUGGUAACCGAUGUAGCAGUUUUUGAUGAGGCAGAUCCGUUUGGAGGGCCUGUUAUGGAGCUCGAAGGGCUGGUCUUUCAGUCUCUGGGGGCAAGUCUGGGCACUUCUGGCCGGGACUCCACCGACACCGGGAAUACCUGCAGCUCCUGGCAUUGGGCUCCCGACAUCAGCCUAGUUAACCCCGUCUGGCUUGAGAGAACCCUGGACACAGGUAUUCAGAAGCACGAGAUCGGCGUCAUACUGGAGCUUCGACGGUGUUCGGUGCACUUCAUUCAAGAGGCCAUGGAAAGUUUGAGCGUAGGCGAUGUCGCGAGGCUGAGUGGUCACCUCGCCAAAUUCUAUGCGUGGAUGCAGGCUCAACUGGCGUGUGCCCAAAAUGGCGAGCUAGGGCCAGAGAGCUCCAGCUGGACUCGAGAUAACGAGCACGCAAGAUGCAGCCUCCGCUCUAGAGUGGUUGCUGGUAGCACCAACGGCGAAAUGAUCUGUCGCCUGGGCUCCGUGCUCCCCGCCAUCCUACGUCGGGAAGUUGAUCCGUUGGAGGUGAUGAUGGAUGGCCACCUGUUGUCCCGCUACUAUGUCGAUGCCCUCAAGUGGAGUCGGUCCAACGCGCAAGCCAGCGAGCUCGUGCGCCUCUGCUGCCACAAAAACCCGCGGGCUCGCAUACUGGAAAUCGGCGGAGGCACUGGGGGUUGCACCCAGCUGGUCGUGGACUCCUUGGGCCCAAAUCCGCCGGUAGGCCGCUAUGACUUUACUGACGUCUCUGCCGGCUUUUUUGAAGCAGCCCGCAAGCGGUUCGCGGGAUGGCAGGAUGUGAUGGAUUUUCGGAAGUUGGACAUCGAGGACGAUCCAGAAGCGCAGGGGUUUGUAUGCGGAUCCUACGACGUGGUGUUGGCUUGUCAGGUCCUGCAUGCCACUUCUAACAUGCAGCGCACAUUGACUAAUGUGCGCAAGCUGUUGAAGCCAGGAGGCAAACUCAUUCUUGUCGAAACCACCAGAGACGAGCUUGACUUGUUCUUCACUUUCGGGCUUCUGCCCGGCUGGUGGCUCAGCGAAGAACCAGAAAGACAGUCGACUCCGUCACUAAGCCCUACGAUGUGGCGCAGCAUGCUGCACGCUACUGGAUUCAAUGGUGUGGAAGUUGAGGCUCGUGACUGCGAUAGCGACGAGUUCUAUAUGAUUAGCACCAUGAUGUCCACGGCCGUACAGGCGACUCCGACGUCAUGCUCGGACAAAUUACCUGAAGUGCUCUUGGUCUAUGUUGACUCAUCUACGCCCAUGUCUUGGAUAUCAGAUUUGCAGGGAGCGAUUCGCUGCAGGAAUUGUUCCGUCACUUCGCUACAGGCACUUCGUCAAGUUCCUCCUACCGAGGGCCAAAUGUGCGUAUUCCUCGGAGAGAUGGAACACUCAAUGCUUGGUUCAGUCACCAACGACGACUUCACACUUUUGACCUCAAUGCUACAGCUGGCGGGGGGGGCUUUAUGGGUCACCCGAGGAGCGACAAUGAAGUCCGAUGACCCCCUGAAGGCUCUACACCUCGGACUACUACGUACCAUGCGUAAUGAAAGCCAUGGCAAGCGAUUUGUCUCACUUGACCUCGACCCUUCGCGUAAUCCAUGGACAGGCGAUUCGCGCGAUGCCAUUGUCAGUGUUCUGGAUUUGGUAAGCAUGUCAGAUGAAAAGGAGUUUGACUACGCAGAGCGGGGUGGAGUUAUCCAUGUUCCUCGGGCAUUUAGUGACUCCAUCAAUGGAGGCGAGGAAGACGGGUAUGCCUUGGAGCCAUUCCAGGACAGCCAGCAUCUCCUGCGACUCGAUAUACGGACUCCUGGGCUCCUCGAUUCCCUGUACUUCAGAAAGCGCAGUGUGGACCCAUAUGAACCAGAUAAAUUACCGGACGACUGGGUAGAGAUCGAACCGAGGGCGUUUGGUCUUAACUUCCGUGACAUCAUGGUCGCGAUGGGUCAAUUGGAAUCAAACGUCAUGGGCUUCGAAUGCGCCGGCGUGGUUACAAGUCUCAGCGAGACAGCAAGAACAAUUGCACCCGGUCUUGCGGUCGGAGAUCGGGUUUGCGCCCUCAUGAACGGACACUGGGCGUCGAGGGUGACCACAAGCCGGACCAACGUGGUGCGCAUUCCAGAGACUCUUAGUUUCCCGCAUGCUGCUUCCAUCCCUCUGGCCUUCACAACAGCCUACAUUUCACUUUACACCGUUGCCCGCAUUCUGCCAGGUGAGACGGUGUUGAUACAUGCCGGGGCAGGAGGCGUAGGCCAGGCGGCCAUUAUUCUUGCCCAAUUAACCGGUGCUGAAGUCUUUACAACUGCUGGUAGUGAGGCCAAGCGCAACCAUUUGAUCGAUAAAUUCCACCUCGACCCUGAUCAUGUCUUCUCGAGCAGGGACUCCAGCUUCGUCGACGGUAUCAAGACCCGCACGAGUGGCAAGGGGGUGGACGUGGUUUUAAACUCGCUAGCUGGGCCUCUCCUUCAGAAGAGCUUUGACUGUCUGGCUAGGUUUGGUCGGUUUGUGGAAAUCGGCAAGAAGGAUCUUGAGCAGAAUAGCCGACUCGACAUGUCGACGUUCGUCCGCAAUGUCUCCUUCUCCUCCGUUGAUAUUCUCUACUGGCAGCAAGCGAAGUCCGCUGAAAUCUUCCAGGCGUUGUCCGAGGUCAUCUUGCUGUGGGGGCGAACGGCAAUCGGCCUGAUUCAUCCAAUAUCAGAGUAUCCUAUGUCGGCCCUGGAGAAGGCCUUUCGCACUAUGCAGAGCGGCCAGCACGUUGGGAAGAUUGUUGUGACAGUAGCCCCCGAUGACGCGGUCCUUGUUCGUCAGGAACGAAUGCCACUAUUUCUGAAGCCUAACGUGUCGUAUCUUGUUGCUGGGGGGCUGGGUGGUAUCGGACGACGGAUCUGCGAGUGGCUGGUCGAUCGCGGGGCGCGAUAUCUCAUCAUUCUGUCUCGAACUGCUCGCGUGGACCCGGUCGUGACGAGUCUCCAAGAGCGGGGUUGCACCGUUUCUGUACAGGCGUGUGAUGUGGCCGAUAAAAGCCAGCUUGAAGCGGCUCUCCAACAGUGUCGGGCGGAGAACCUGCCUCCGAUUCGGGGCGUCAUCCAAGGGGCGAUGGUUCUCAAGGACGCCCUCGUCUCGCAAAUGACGGCGGACGGGUUCCAUGCCGCCCUGCGGCCCAAGGUUCAGGGAAGUUGGAAUCUGCACCGAAUUGCAUCGGACGUGGAUUUCUUCGUGAUGCUCUCAUCCUUGGUGGGUGUCAUGGGAGGCGCAGGGCAAGCCAACUACGCGGCUGCCGGAGCAUUUCAGGACGCGCUCGCCGAGCACCGCAUGGCUCACAACCAGCCAGCGGUCACCAUCGACCUCGGAAUGGUCCAGUCGAUUGGGUAUGUGGCAGAGACAGAUUCUGCUGUGGCGGAACGACUCCAACGGAUCGGCUAUCAACCCUUGCACGAAGAGGAGGUUCUGGCUGUCCUCGAGCAAGCUAUGUCUCCUGUGUGUUCCCCUACCGCACCCACACGGCCUGCUGUCAUCGUCACUGGCAUCAACACCCGCCCAGGCCCUCACUGGGCACACGCCGACUGGAUGCAAGAGGCUCGCUUCGCGGGGAUCAAGUAUCGUGAUCCGUUGAGGGACAAUAAUGGAGCUUUGCCGCUGACCCUGGCUGAAGAUGACAAUCUUCACGCCAGGCUGAACCGUGCAACCAGCCAACAGGCGUCCAUCGCUGUGAUUAUGGAGGCGAUGGGCCGCAAACUCAUUUCAAUGUUCGGCCUGACGGAUAGCGAGAUGUCCGCCACUCAGACAUUGGCGGGGAUCGGCGUGGACUCCCUGGUCGCCAUUGAGCUCCGGAACUGGAUCACAGCUCGAUUCAAUGUUGAUAUCUCGGUUUUCGAGUUGAUGGAGGGCCGAACGAUCGCCAAAGUCGCGGAGGUGGUGCUGCAGCGAUACAAACCUUAG